Cynoglossus semilaevis (tongue sole) is the source of this 3237-nucleotide messenger RNA. RefSeq names its product solute carrier family 12 member 3 (gene slc12a3). The record is from RefSeq and is a predicted model, not a curated record. Gene Ontology annotation, cellular component: apical plasma membrane. NCBI's taxonomy places the organism in Eukaryota, Metazoa, Chordata, Actinopteri, Pleuronectiformes, Cynoglossidae. Gene Ontology annotation, molecular function: sodium:potassium:chloride symporter activity. Gene Ontology annotation, biological process: chloride ion homeostasis; potassium ion import across plasma membrane; cell volume homeostasis. The coding region runs from base 64 to 3102 and encodes 1012 amino acids. The transcript is spliced from 26 exons.
UUCACUGACCGUGGGUCAAAACUCCGUCUGCUCUGAGCUGUGGAUUCACUUGGUCCAGUCCAGAUGGAGGGAUCGGUUCUGGCCGAUGGUGUCGGACCAGUUCGUCUCCUGCAGGUCCUGAAGUCUUCAGCCUCACAGUUGAACCCUCCUGCGUUCUACCACGGUGAUGGGGACGGGAACAGCGUGGCGUCCUGUGGUUCUGAGGUUCUGUCCCGCUACGGUACACUGGAUGCACCGCCACACCAUGACUUCUACACCAACACAGAGGUGUGGGGGCGCCGUAGACGCUUCAGACCGUCUCUGUACGAGCUGUACACCAACCCUGAGAAUAACGGUCAACCUCCAGUGUAUGAGGAGACGAUGGGGGAGGACAGGGGGGGAGACAACAGUUCUGAUGACUGUGACGACGAGCCCAAGGAGGCGCCAACAGAGCCGACGAGGUUCGGCUGGGUCCAGGGUGUCAUGAUCCGCUGCAUGCUGAACAUCUGGGGUGUGAUUUUGUACCUGAGGCUUCCAUGGAUCACAGCUCAGGCUGGGAUUGGUCUGACCUGGGUCAUCAUACUCCUGUCAUCCUUCAUCACUGGAAUCACUGGUCUGUCCACAUCUGCCAUCGCAACCAACGGGAAAGUCAAAGGAGGCGGGACCUACUUCCUGAUCAGUCGGAGUCUGGGUCCAGAACUGGGCGGUUCCAUUGGACUGAUCUUUGCCUUUGCCAAUGCCGUGGCUGUGGCCAUGCACACAGUCGGCUUCGCUGAGACGGUCACCGACCUGAUGAGUGAGAGCGGCGCCGUCAUGGUGGACCGCACCAACGACAUCCGCAUCAUCGGAGUCAUCACUGUCACCUGUCUGCUGGGAAUCUCCAUGGCAGGAAUGGCCUGGGAAUCCAAGGCCCAGGUUCUCUUCUUCAUCGUCAUCAUGGUGUCAUUUGCCAGCUACAUCGUAGGAACCAUAAUUCCAGCAUCACCACAGAAACAAGCUAAAGGUUUCUUUAGCUACAAAGCUGAUAUCUUCGCUGCUAAUUUUGUUCCGGGCUGGCGAGGCUCCGACGGAAGCUUUUUUGGAAUGUUCUCCAUUUUCUUCCCAUCCGCCACAGGGAUUCUGGCAGGAGCCAACAUCUCUGGAGAUCUGAAGAAUCCAACAGUGGCCAUUCCACGGGGAACGCUCAUGGCCAUUUUCUGGACCACCUUUUCCUACCUCAUCAUCUCUGCCACCAUAGGGUCAUGUGUGGUACGUGAUGCAUCUGGUGCGUUGAAUGACACCAUGUUAUCGACCUCUGGUGACGACUGUGUAGGGUUAGCAUGUCGCUAUGGCUGGGACUUCAGUGAGUGCAUCAACAAUGGCACCUGCGCCUACGGCCUCAUCAACCACUAUCAGACCAUGAGCAUGGUGUCGGCCUUCUCUCCACUCAUCAGCGCUGGAAUCUUUGGAGCGACGCUCUCGUCGGCGUUAGCCUGUCUGGUGUCAGCGCCCAAGGUUUUCCAGUGUCUGUGUAAAGACAAACUCUACCCUCUCAUUGGAUUCUUCGGCAAAGGCUACGGAAAGAACAACGAGCCGCUGCGAGGAUACCUCCUGACCUACGUCAUCGCCGCUUGCUUCAUCCUCAUUGCUGAGUUGAACACCAUUGCUCCGAUCAUCUCCAACUUCUUCCUCUGCUCCUACUCCCUCAUCAACUUCAGCUGCUUCCACGCCUCCAUCACCAACUCCCCAGGCUGGCGUCCAUCCUUCAGGUUCUACAGUAAGUGGCUGUCACUCCUUGGCGCCCUCUGCUGUGUGGUCAUCAUGUUCCUGCUCACCUGGUGGGCCGCACUCAUCGCCUUUGGAGUGGUCUUCUUCCUCCUGGGCUACACCCUCUACAAAAAACCUGAUGUAAACUGGGGUUCUUCAGUCCAGGCCGGGUCCUACAACAUGGCCCUGAACCACUGUGUGAACCUCAACCAAAUCCAAGACCACGUCAAGAACUACAGACCUCAGUGUUUGGUUCUGACUGGUCCUCCUAGCCACCGUCCAGCUUUGGUGGAUCUGGUCCACAGUUUCACCAAAGGCCUCAGUCUGAUGAUGUGUUGCAACGUGGUCUCUGUUGGUUCUUCUUCAGGAGCGACACAGGAAGCCACCAGUGAGGGUCAUGUGGUCUGGUUGAACCAGAGGAAGGUCAGGUCCUUCUACAGAGGAGUGGUGGCACCAGAACUACGGUCAGGGGUGAACAUGCUGCUCCAGGGGACAGGGUUGGGUCGUAUCAGGCCGAAUGUCCUGAUGAUGGGUUUUAAAAAGGACUGGCGCCGGGACCCUCCUCAGGCUGCCCACGACUACAUUGGAAUAAUGCAUGACGCGUUUGACCUUCAGUUCGGUGUUUGUCUGCUGAGAAUGAAGGAAGGACUGGACACAUCUACGCCUCAGUCCCACAUAAAUCCAUGCUUUGAUGGAGGAUCAGAAAUCAUCACCACCGUCUCUGAAAUCAUCACAUCGAACGUCAAUCAAGAACUCCAGCCCAAAACGGUGUUUCAGAAGAAACAGGGAAAGAAGACCAUCGACAUCUACUGGUUGUCAGAUGAUGGAGGUCUGACUCUUCUUCUACCCUACUUGCUGACUCGUAGGAAGCGCUGGUCCAGGUGUAAAGUCAGAGUCUUCGUUGGAGGAGACGCCGAUAAAAAGGAGGAGCAAAGGGCAGAAGUCAUGGCGCUGAUAAAGAAGUUCCGUCUCGGUUUCAAAGAUGUCGAGGUUCUUACUGAUAUUUACCAGAGCCCUCAGCCGGGAAAUGUGCAUCAGUUUGAGAACAUGCUGAGUCCUUUCAGGUCUGAAACAAAACCCAAACAUGAUUUGGAUUCUGCGUCACAGAGUUCCGAAGAGGAACCAUGGACCAUCACAGAUCAGGAUUUAGAGAGGAAUUGGGCAAAGAGCCUCCGUCAGAUCCGUCUGAACGAGGUUCUGCAGGAGUUCUCCAGAGACGCAGCUCUGAUUGUCAUAACCAUGCCUGUAGCCAGGAGAGGGCGCUGUCCUACAACACUCUUCAUGGCCUGGCUGGAUUUCCUGUCACGUGACCUGAGAGCUCCAGUCCUGUUGGUCAGAGGAAACCAGGAGAAUGUUCUAACCUUUUACUGCCAGUGACUUCCCAUCGUCUGAUCCAUAGAAAUAUUUCAGUCAUUUAUCGUCUGUCUGGUCGCCUGUCUGAGAUCACAACAAAUCAUCUGGACUUGUUUCAAAGAUGCUGUGAUGUUUAAUAAAUCUGCUGUUUUUAAUUCA